Messenger RNA from Spirodela intermedia, 3248 nucleotides. Lineage: Eukaryota; Viridiplantae; Streptophyta; Magnoliopsida; Alismatales; Araceae. The record is from the annotation of a GenBank genome assembly.
AUGGCCGGUGGUGCUGCUCUUGCGCAGCCAUCGCGUCGGUUCCUUCCCGCCCCAGCCAACCCGCCUGUCCAGCGGCAGAUAGGGAACCGCUGCAUGGGAGGAUCAGUUCUCAGGCUUGGAGGCGGCGGCAAAUGGGGGAGGUUGCCGGUGGCGGCGUGCUUGUUGGAGAGCACUGGGAGCGGGGCAGUUGGAGAGGGAGGGAAGAAGGGAGUCAUCGGCGGUGGCGGAUUUGGGACGUUGCCCAACUCUAAUUACGUUGUUCCCUUGGACAAGGCGGCUCUGGGGAUCAUCCGGCCGCUGGGGGAGAUCCUGAGGGACCUGAACAAGAAGGUCACCGAGAACAUUAUCAACAAGGUCGACAGGUCCAUCCCUUGGUAUGAACAGUCAUCCUCCUUCUAGCCCCUUUCAUCGGAAAAUUAAGGGAAAAUAGUCUAGAAGAGAUAGGUUCAGCUCGCAUACUCUGCUGUUAACUUCUCUUCAGAUAUGACUCCCAUAAAUGCCGUCCGGGUUAUCUGGAUUUUCCACCUAUGGGAGCAUUAUCUGUGUGUCUUAUUAAUCGUUAGGAGUGGGAAAAGUUGAGGAAGCAGAAGAACAUUUGCAGUGCGACUUUUUCUUUCCUCUUUGGGUUCAUCUGUUGGCGCUACCCUGCAGAUGUUUUCUCUCUGGUUGCUGUAAUUGUUACCUUCCACUGAAUUCCGAUCUCUUCUUUACUGUUUCCUUCUACAGGUACCAUGUGAACCGAUUGCUGAGCUUCUACGCCCCAGGUCAAACUUUCAUCUUUUUAUUUGGCGUGCCAGAUCCCAUGCUUCGCUAUUUCUCCUUUCCCUCUUCUUGUUUGCAUCCCGGUUCUUCUGCUUCUUUGCGUUGGAAUGAAGAUUGAUGACAUGAAUGCUUGAAACCCCGACAUACCAUCUGACCCAGCUAUUCAACGAAUUUUAAAUUAUUGGUUCGGAUGUCCAUAAGCAUUCACAGGAGAUUAGGCUUGUGGUGUGUAUCAGGAGACUCCAUUCCUGUAUAGUAGGCCUAUAUCUAAAUUCAAGGUUUUUCCAGAGGAACAAAGAUAUUCUCAAAAUAAAUGGUCAAUGUGGCCAGAUGAUGGCUAGUAAUUGACUUAAUGGACACUACUGAUUGACUUCUGUGUCCCUUUCUGAUCCACUGGCGAUAAUUGCCGAUCCCUAGAUUAGAGCUAGUUUAUUAAUUCGUUGAUUCGAGAAAGUUUGAUGGGAUUUCUGUUAAACAAGAGAAGCUCAUCGGCAUAGCAGGGGAGAUCAGAAAGUCAACUUUGUUUGCAGGCAUCUUACCCAUAAAGUCAGCCUCAUUGUUUCCUCUUUCGCACGCUUUUUUAUUUUUGUCACGAGAUCAGAAACUUUGAAAACCGUAGAACUUUGAAUUAAAAGUUGGAUUAUUGCAAUGCGAUUAAUGUGUAUGUAAUGGGCAUCCAACCGGGCUGUUACAGACUUGACCUUUGGUCGUAACCAAGUUUUGGGUCCCCUUAUGCGUUCCAACUUCCUUGUCCACUUCAUCUACUUGCUUCAGGGUUUUUUGGGUCUCCAUGUGCAACAUUCUAUUGAAUUCAAUAGCACCAGAGACGAGGGAAGGGUUGCUUCAUCCAGUAAUCUCUCUUGUACUGUGCAACGAAUGGACCUUUUAUGGAUGGGCUUUUCUUUAUUCCAUUUUGACCUUUUAAUUUUUCUUCUGGAAGUUUUAAUCGUAGAAAAGAAACAUAUAUGAAAACUAAAGCACCUCAAAUGGAGUCUACACCCUCAGAAAUCAAGUUCUCUUAGUUCUGAUUUGUGAGAGUCCGUCUAGGCUUGGAAACUUGGUAGGGUAACUGCGAAUGUUGAAGUAUACUCUUUGAAUCAGGCCUAGUAGAUGCUAUCUAUGCAUCUAUUGAACAUUCUCCUCUUCUACUGGGAAUAUGAACUAGGAAGACGAACUUGAGAGCCAAUGAGAUGUGUAGUAUCGAUGUGUGUUUUAAGCGACUGUAAGAGCCUUGGUAGAUAAAUCACGAUGGCCCAUCUGAGUAUGGCUUCUUUAUGUGUCGUUAGGGACCAGGAAUGCUGUGUGAUGAAAGUUCUUUCGUGCAUGCUCUUAUUCAAGCUACUGUUUGUAAUGUUAGAAACUAACUUCUUCCCUAGUCAUUGGCAUAUAAGACGCCAACCCUCCAUUCCAUGCCUUGUUUAAAAUCGAAUCAGUCUCACUAGGCUGAUUCCAGCAUAGUUGAAUUCAUUCAAGAAAGGCAGUUUCUUAAACAUUCGGUCAGAUCAGCAUUGAUUCAUCAGAUAUUGGAUUAUUUACUCUACGGCAUCAAGGAGCUUUUGAUAAUGGCAUGUGCUGAUUGCUGGGUAAUCCUCUGGUUGCAGGUUGGUGUGGGGAAAUAAGGAAUGUUAUCUUCUCCGAUGAUGGAACUGUGACGGUUGUUUACCGUGUCACUGUCCGAGGAUCUGAUGGAGAGGUAACUUACUUUGUGUGCCUGAGAUUUAUCUCUUAUUGACCUUUUAAUCGAUAUUUAUCUGCAAAACAACAUCACGUCAUGUUUGUAUGCAUCAAACUUGAUUCUGUAGUGUGAAGGAAUUAUUUUCUGCGUACAUUGAUGGAUGAUUUCUCUAAUCAGGUUUAUUUUUUUUAGUUAAGUUCAGUUCAUUCCUAGUCUUCUGGUGUUUCAUCAAACUGACCUUUAAAGCUCAGUUUCCUCCAGUUUGUAGCCAUUAGACAGAUCAGGAAAGAUUAGUGUUUAAACAUUAAUUCAAGACUUAAAUAUCAACUUCCUUGUGAAUUUUAUACCACAAGAUUAGUGUUUGGACGCUGGUCAAGACGGAAAGAUGCCAGUCUUGUUCGUUGGAAGUUCUUGUUUUCUUCCUUCUACAUCUCCUCCCAUACAUACCCUCAUAUAACCAAUGGAUUUCUAAACUCUUCUUCUUCUUCUUCUGGGCAAAUUGAUCGUAGUUUUCUUAAUUUUGCUCUUGAAUGAUUUUGGUCUGAGCUCAAAACCAGCCCCAUGCUCUCACUGCCUGCGAUCAUCUGACCUUUACAGUUCUCAUAUGAGCUAAAGGGCUUGCAAAAUCUGACCGAAGAAAGAAAUUCUAACAUCUGAGUUGCAGGCGCACCGCGAAUCCACUGGGACUGCAUCCUGCACUGACGGCACAGAAGGAGAUCCCGUUGCUCUGGCAGAGGAGAUAGCCUUCUGCAGGGCGUGUGCUCGCUUUGGGCUCGGCCUCUACCUGUACCAUGAGGAUGACCACCUCUAG